AUGUGGCCAGCCGGCACCGAGGGCGGAGCUUUCCGUGCGGCGGGCCCGCCGACGCCGGCGCCGUGGGCAGGGCUCGCGGCCGUGGCGGGCUCUCGCCCAGCGACCACCGUGGCCGUGCCGCCACAGCCUGCAGCUACGCAGGCAGCCGAGGCCGACGCCCCCCCUCCGCAGGCAGCAACUUCCGCCCUGGAGGGCCUUGCCGGUAUCAAGGCCCGCGUCGCCGCCCUCCGCCCCUUCCCCGAGUGGGCGGCGGAGCGCCGGCUGCAGUCCGCCCUGUACUCGCGGCGCGGCCGCGCCGACGCGGCGCAGCGCGCCCAGGACGUGGCGGCAGCGGCUCGGGCCGCAGCCGAGGAGGCACAGCGGGCCGCCAAGGCAGCGGACGCCCACGCUGCCCAGGCCAUCGCCGAGGCGCAGGCCGCGGAGCAGCACCCGGCCGCUGUGCAGGCUGAGGUGGCUGCCGCCAGCAUUGCAGCGCGCCUUGCUGCCGAUGGAGGCGCUGCGGAGCUCGAUGGCGUGCUCGCGGCGCUUGCUGGCGCCGCCGCCCAGGCAGGCGCGGCUGGCCUCGUGCAGCAACUGCGGGCUGCGUUGCUGCCUCCUGCCCCCGCGGGCCCCGCAGCUGCCAGUGGUGCGGCGGCGGGUCUGGGCGCCGCCGGCGACUCCGCGAUGCCCGAGGCCUGUGGCGCUACCGCGCUGCCUCCGCGCGAUCGACGUUUGCGGAGCCCUUGGUGCGGCGUGCGCGUCGGUGGGGCUCGGCAUCCUGGGCUUCGGCAGAUCCUCGAGGACUGCCCGACGCCAGCGGUGGAGGACCAGCUCGCCGAACAGGAUCUAUCGCUGGGCCACGCGCUGAAGGUCCUGACUGAGGGCGCCGACGCGGAGCUGUCGUUCGCCAGGCGGCAGAGCCGACACGUGACGCUUUGCGAUCAUUGCCAGCUGCCCCAAACUGGCGGCCAGGCUCUCGAGAAGGUCAUGGACGUCCUGGACUCCGACCUCGGUCCGCUGGCGCAAGAGGAGCUCAACCACCUGGCGCUCCCCGUGCCGCACCUCCUUCUUCGCGAGCGCCCUGCCGAGCCUGAUGAGCAUGCCGCAGUGCCGCCGGACUUCAUUUCAACGUGGACUCGCGCCCUGGAGGCCGCCGAUAGAGGCGACCUCCGCAAGGCAAAGCGCGCGCUGACCGGGGCGCAGCUCCACCCGCCGACGGAGGAGACGCACGACAAGUUUACUGCGCUGCUGCCGCCUGCCUCCGCCGAGCCCUGGUUGCACAUGCAGUUGAUCGCGUCGGACAAGAGCGGGGGCAAAGCGCGCCCCAUCGUCUUCCAGGAGAUCUUCCUCAAGCUUGCCGCAGGCACCGUGAGCCGCGCGGCGCUCCACAGGGUCCAGGCGGACAUGGCAGCUCAUCCGGACUGGGUCUACCUAGAGCUCGACCUCGAAAACGCCUUCGGCACGGCCCGCCGCCGGGGCGCUUGCGAGCAGGCCCGCGCCUGCUUUCCGCGCGCGGCAGCACUGCACCACAACCUGCGGUUUGGGGUAGUCCGGCAGCUGUGCUACGCCCAGGAACAGUUCAAGACGCUGGAGAUGCAGGAGGGUUGCUGCCAGGCUUACUCGCAGGCGUUUCCGGACGACUCCUCUCCCCGGCGUCUUCGCUUCUUCGUUGACGGCGUCUGCGUCGCGGUUUCGAGAGAGCAUUGGCUGCAGGCGAUGCUGAUCGCGACGCAGUGCUUUGCCGGAUGCGGCUUGACACUGCGAGCCGAGAAAACGAAGGUUCAUGUGCCAGCUGCCCGUUCUGACCCGGGUCUCGCAGGCGAGCUCGUUGCCGAGUUGCGCCCGUUUGCUGAAUUCGACGCGUCUGGUCUCGCUUUCCUUGGCGCCCACGCCGAGGGCGAUUUCAGUGCGCAUUUUAGUUUUGGCGGGGCCACCCUGGGCCCAGUGCAAAAGCGGUGCGAGAGACCGAUCGCAUUCGCUUCAGUUUUGCAGCAAGUUGUUCGCGCAGAGUUCCAGUGCCGCAAGUUUGGCCCCCGAUGGAAGCUCGUGUGUUCUGUCUUGAACCGCGCCUUGUCCUACGACGCCUGUGUUGCGAAGCCGGCAGCUUUCCUGCCGCGCGCGCGUCGUCUGGACAUCGCGGUCUGCGACCUUGUCCGGGCAGUUGUCUUAGGACUUGCUUGCACGGAUCCGCAGUGUCAGGCGAGUUUCAGCUCUCUGACUGCGCCGCUCAGCCACGGAGGCAUGGCGCUUCGCCCCAUCGCUUUUGAAGCUCAUUUUUCGUAUCUCGCUACGCUCCUCAGCACGCUGCCAAAAGCCUCUCGGCAGCUCGCCGUCGCCCUGCAGCCGGCUGUCAUCGAUAUAGGGUACGAGCACUCUGGUAUUUUCGCUGCUGGCAAAUAUCGCAUCGGCCGAACGCUGCAGCUGCAGGCGUCGCGCUGCGGCGCGGCCGAAAAUGGUAGAUGCUUCGAGUGGCCGAUGCCGGUCUUGUCGCCGGAACGCCCCGGCCCGGAAAGCGGGCUCGGAUUUGCGGCCCAUGCCACUGGGGAUUUGGCUCCUUGGUCGGACGACGAGUUCCGCAUCCACUUCCUGCGCUUCCGGCUUCCACCCUUUGGCGUUGCUUGUUUCUGCCAGCACCGCACGCGUGUUGGUAGGGUCUGUGGCCACCCGCUCGUCGAGCAUGGGGAUCACGCGAUCUCGUGCAUGGUGGGAGAGGGCCACAACCGUCUGCGCGAUGACGUGUGCGACGAGCUCGCGACGUGCGCUCGCGCAGCCGGCCCCAUCCCUCAGGUCGGCAGUGCCGACCUGCGGGAUGGAGCCUACAGCGCGGGUGCUGUCAACUCGGUGGCUGGUCAGGUCAUCUUCAGGAAGGUGGAAAGCCAUACUGGAGAAUUUCUGAACGAGCGCGCUGAUCAUCUGGCCGGCUCUGGGGCCAGUGGGAUCGUCUGUGGCCUGGCGGGCGCGCUCGACGGGGCGCUCGGCGAGCAGCCGGUCGGCGCCGCAGGGGGGCUGGGCGGCGCCGCCGGGAACGCGGAGGGCGCGGCGGCCGGGAGGCCGUGCGGCGCGGAUAGGCUGGCCGCGCGCCUGGCGGCGCUGGAGGAGCUGUCCGACGCCCAGCACGACGCCCAGCAUCGGCAGGAGCGGCGCGCGGAGGAGCUGUCCCAGCGCUUCGCGGCGCUGGAAGCGCUGUCCGACGCGCACCGCGUCGCGCAGGAGCGGCGUGCGGAGGGGCUGUCGCAGCAGCUGGAGCGACAGCUCGCCGCCGCGGCGUGCGGCGCCGGGGAGCUGGAGUCGUGCCAGGCCGCGCUCUCGGCGCUGCGCGACCGCGUGGACGCCCUGUGCACCCAGACGGACCAGCAGCUGCAAGGCCUCCAGCGGCACGUCGACGAGUUCUCGCGGGUGGUCGCCGACGGCGUGUCGGGCCAGGAGGCCCUGCACUGGCAGCUGGAGGCGCGGUCUCAGGAACAGACGGCGCGGCUCGAGGAGGUGGCGCGUGCCCAGGCCAACCUCGGGGAGCUCUGCGCCGGGGCCGUGGAACUGAGCAAGGCGCUCGAGGGCCGCGUGGGCACGCUAUGGGAGACGCUCGCCGAAGGGGCCGCGCUUGGGCCGCGGCUCGAGAAGCUUGAGAGUGCCGUGGGGGAGCAGGCGCAGGAGGUGGCCCGAGCCCGGGCCGCCGACGGCGGCCUCCUCGACGGCGUCCGCGGGCGCGUGCAGACGCUGGAGGGCUCCGUGCGCGACGGCGCCUCGGCCUGCGCCGCGCUGGAGAGGCGGCUGGACGCGCUCGAGGCGGCGGCGGAGGACGGCGCGCCGCAGGCGGAGGCUGUGGAAGCGCUGGCCCAGCGCGUCGAGGAGCUCGGCAGGGGCCAGGCGAGGUGCUCCAGCGGCCAGGGCCAGCUCGCCGCCGAGGUCGGCGCCCUGGCGGACCAGGUCGGCGCCCUGCGGGAGCAGCUGCAGGCGCUCGCCGCGGACGAGCGGCAGACGAGCGAGGGCCUGAGCCAUAGGCUGCCGGCCCUGGAGGCGCGCGUGGUGCUCGCGGAGGAGGCGGGCCGCGGCGCGGCGCGCGCCGCCGAGCGGGCGGCGGAGGGCCUGGCGCGGGGAGAGGCGCCCUCGGAGCAGCUGCGGGAGCUCUCCUCGCGCCUGGACGGCCUCAGCCGGGCGGGGCAGCUGGGCCAGGCGGCCUGGGAGCAGGGGCUGGAGAAGGUCGCGGAGCUCGCCGCGUGCGCGGAGUCCCAGGCGCAGGAGCUGAGGCGCCUGCACGACCAGACGGCCGGCUGCCACCGGUGGGAGCAGGAGCUGAGAGCGCUUGACUCGCUGGUGGCGAGCGGCUUCGGGCGGAUGGAGGAGAGGGUCGAGUCGUCGGGUGAGCGCGUCGCAUCGAUCCAGGCGGACUUUGGAAGGGCAUCCGCCGAGCUCCAGCGGCUGCGAGACGAGAUGGGCUGGUGCGUCGCGGCGCGGGAAACCCUCGCGAGGGUGGAGCACCUGGCCAACGAGGCCCUCCGCAUGGGGCAGCAGGCGGUCGUAGAGACCAGGCAGGCCGCCUCCCAGAACGAGGAGGCGUCGACGGAAAUCAGGGCGUGCGUCGAGGUGCUGACGGAGGGGCUGGCCACGGAGGCACACUGCCGGGAGGAGGCCGCGCGUAGCAUGGAGGCAAAGUACAUCCGCCUCCAGGAGCUCGUGGCCGAUCGGGAGUCCAGGUCGGCCCAGGACGUCCUCUCCUCCCGGGCGACCCGGGCGAUCGCGGAGCAGCAGAUGGAGGCCGUGAUGAGCAGGAUCGAGCUGUGCGAGGAGCAGAUCCAGGGCAGCGCCCAGAGGGAGCAGACCAGGCUCAAAAACUUCAGGGACUUUGCCGGCGCCCUCGGCGACGUGCGGAGCGAGGUGGAGGAGCUCCGCGCGGACCUGUCGCGGCAAGGCCAGCGGCCAGCCCUGAACGGGAGCCUGUCGGAGACAGUCAAGCCCCAGGCGAUGUGGCUGCAGCGAGUGCAUGUCACCAGCGGCACCGAGCCCGACGCCGACGCGCGCCUGGAGCCGCCCCGCGACCAGUGGGCCGCACACGCGCAUCCCGCGGCCGUGCACCAGUCGGCGAUCACGCCGCUGCAGCACCACCGCGCACCCGCGCGGGCCUGCGCUGCGCAGCCACAGUGGCCCGACCGCAGCAGCGGCGUGACCGUGUACCCGCUCGGCCGCGCCGCGGCGGCGCCGCUGCCCCUCGAGGCCCCGCCCGCCGCGGCGGCGCUCGACGCGGCCGCGUCGGGGGCGCUGGGCGGCUUCUUGGACCGCGCGGGCGCGGCGCAGCGGCAGCCGCAGCUCGACCCGGUCGUCGCGGGCGGGUCGCCCCCGCGCCAACGAAUGGCGGUGCCCAUCGAGCGGGUCGCCUCCGCGCCCGCGCUGGGCCGCGCCGCGGCGCCGGGCCCCGCUCCAGCGGAUCGCUCCCUGUCCCCCGAGGGCAUCCGCCUGCAAGGAAGAGGGGCCACCCAGCCCGCGGUCGCGUGGGAGGCCCGCGUCUUCGCGCCGCCGCGGGGCAUCAUCGCGCGGGCCCCGGCAGCGGCGGCGGCGCCAUAA
Molecule: messenger RNA, 5535 nt
Organism: Prorocentrum cordatum
Lineage: Eukaryota; Dinophyceae; Prorocentrales; Prorocentraceae
Source: the annotation of a GenBank genome assembly